Trichoderma citrinoviride is the source of this 2271-nucleotide messenger RNA. RefSeq lists its product as hypothetical. Gene Ontology annotation, biological process: DNA-templated transcription; regulation of DNA-templated transcription. NCBI's taxonomy places the organism in Eukaryota, Fungi, Ascomycota, Sordariomycetes, Hypocreales, Hypocreaceae. The transcript has 7 exons. The coding region runs from base 1 to 2271 and encodes 756 amino acids. The record is from RefSeq and is a predicted model, not a curated record. Gene Ontology annotation, cellular component: nucleus. Gene Ontology annotation, molecular function: DNA binding; DNA-binding transcription factor activity, RNA polymerase II-specific; zinc ion binding.
AUGCCCGAGUGCCGGAAUUGCCUCCGUCUGGGGGUCGGAUGUCCAGGCUUCAGUCCGCAGAGCGAAUUCAUCUCCCGCAAGGAGAUGCAAAAGUCGGCAGACGACAUCUUCAGGGCUGCCGGGGUGGAAAAGCGACGGGUUGGGUCCUGUGAGGAAUGCCGGUCGUCCAAGCACCGCUGCACCAAGACUCGACCAUCAUGUCGCCGCUGCAUCUUGCGUCAUCUGCCCUGCGUCUAUCCCUCGAAGCCGGAUAAGCAGCAAGAGCGCGAAUCAUCGACCCAGCCCGCCAGCUCUGUGGCAAGCUCGACGGCUGCUGCUGCGGGACUCACUUCGACCGCCUCGGUUCAGUCCCUGGAUGUUGGCCAAUGGACAAAUCCCGCCCUGUUGCAUGCCUUUGGCGUCAACAUUGAGAGUCUAUGCACAGACACUCUGCCAAAAGACCACGGCCUUCGACUCCGUCUAGUGAAUGCUUUCUUUGACCGAUCACAUCAUCUUCGUUGUAUCUCUUUCGUCCACCCGCCUUCUUUCAUGCAGUCGCUUGAGUCAGCCACUAUAGCUGAGGAUUAUGGAGAGCCUCUGCUCUAUGCCAUGUGCGCCCUUGGCGCAAGACACAUCUACUUUGAUGCGACACUCGCUCUUGACGGACCCGAUCGCGAAUCACUUCCGAGCAUAGUCCCCGGUCAGGCAUGGGCUGAGAGGGCGAGAAAGGAGAUAUUAGGAGAAAUGCAUGCUCCAACGGUGCAAAAUCUCAUGGCAGGUGCCCUUCUCUGCGAGUAUGGCCUUCGGGAGGACCAGCACGCUCUGGUCUUUAUUUUGCUGGCUUUUCUGCAUCGAGCCAUUAGACUUCUCAGCCUCGAUAUGCCGCGACCUCUUCCAGACCAUUGUACAGUCGCUCAGAUGAUGCAACGAGAGGUAGAGAAUCGCAUCGUUUGGGCCUGCUUCGUCAUUGACGGUCUUGCAGCUAAUGGCGUCGAGAAAAACAUGUGCUGGAAAGACAACGUGCCGAACAUCCCCCUUCCCUGUUCCGACGACUGCUUCAAUACCUCUCAACUCUCAUUAAUACCCCACUAUCUUUCGCAAAUCGAAGACUCGGCAAUGCACACAGUCAUUGCGGAUCUGGACUUGGCAGCUCUCUUGGUUGUAGUUGUGCGCUUGAGGACCAAAGUCAUGCAGCUUAUUCGGGUCGCUGCCCCUAAAAUGCGUGUCUGGGAAACGUCUUCUGAGUUUGUCAGAAUCAUUGAUCAACUCAUGGCACUGUAUAACAACUUGCCGGAGCGGUAUUAUCUCACAGAUGCCAGCUUAUAUAUGCUCAAAGACAAGGGGAUGCUUGGGGCUGUCUUUGCUCUACACCUUUUCAUACAUGCCGUCAUCUUCGAUCUCACCAGAAUAUCGCUCGCCGGCUUCAGCUUUCCUCUGGCGCCAGCCUUCAAGCACGCGCCAUCCGAGUUUCUCACACACUGCCAGAGUUUGUGUCGUUUCCAUGCGAGCCGGGUUUCCGACAUCAUCCGGACUGGCAUGAGUUUCAGCCCGAAGGCAUUCGACGACCUCUUCUGUCCGGACGCUGCUGUAGAAUCGACCAAGGUGCAGAUUAUCUACGCAGCUACUGUGGACCGAUCGCCCCAGACCUUGCAGGUCACUAGGGACAAUAUCAUAACGAAUCUGAACUUCCUGUUAGGCAUUCACGAUCGGGGAAAGGAGGCUCCCACGCAGUUUAUUCGAGGUAUCAUUCCGCUUUGUCAUCUCUUUGGCUUCCGAGACAUUGCAGAGAGAUAUCAAGAGACACUUGGCCUUAGCAUACCCAUCGAUCCGGCCGAAGUCACUGGAUCUCCCGACGUCCACCACCUUUCCGCAUUGGCCUCCUUUCGGAGAGGAAGGCUGCAGCUUUCAGAGGCACAGUCGGGAAGCGGCGGUAAGACAAUAUCAUCGGGGAAGGAUACCAAAUCACCCUUGAUCCAAGCAUCUCAGAGCAUUUUCUACGAUGAGCCGAUAGACAAGGGCAGCGGCAAUGACUUGGCAAGCUCGCUGCCGCUCUUGAGACCAAGUUACCCUCCAUUCGAAGUGGCACCUGAACUCAUGAGCCAGUCACUGAUUCAAAGAAAUCCCCUUCAAGUCAUGCCGUCUGCGAGUGUCAUGGCUCAAAAUGGAGCUCUAUUUCAACCCUCAGUGGACGACUAUAUCAAGACAGCGGAUGAAAUGUCGACCUUUUUGACCUGGGGGAUGCUGGAGAUGCCCCAGUGGAUCAACUUUUCCGACCAAAUGCCCCCUGGGUGA